AUGCUAAUGAGAAAAACUCAGAAUCGUAAAAAGACAGCCGUUAGCAAGUCGAGGCGAUGCGGGCUGAUUUUUCCCGUGGCCCGAGUUCGCCGUCUCCUGAAGAGCUCCAAACUCAUUCGUUCAACACGAAUUUCCGUGGCCUCUGUCGUCUAUCUGACUGCCGUUCUCGAAUACCUCUCGAGCGAAGUUGUCGAUUUGGCCGGCCGGGUCGCAAAGGAGAUCAAGCGCAAGACAAUAUCACCCCGUUCCAUUAUGUUAGCGGUUCGUGCAGACGAGGAGUUACUCAAGGUGUUGUCGGGAGUAAUCUUCCCAUUCAGUGGGACUACACCCUACAUUUAUCCCUCUUUGCUUCCUCAAAAGUCACCAAGGCAGCCAUCCACUCCCCGAGCUACUAGCACAGUUAAGGGAAAAGUUCUACACAGCAUCAAACUACCCCUAGGCCAGACUCUACAGAUAAUUCAGACAGAUAUUGCAGGACUGAAUGUGGAUGCAAUCGUCAAUCCGACCGACAGCGCACUUUCCAUGGGCGGCAUGGUGGGAUCUCGACUACUGGCUGUGGGAGGAGCCGCCUUUGCCAAAGUUAUGGACGAUGCCCGCAGUAAUAUCACCAAUUUGCAGAAGAACAAUGCAUCCGUUCUGCCAUUGGUGGACCAUCUUACAGGAAAACUGAGACAAGUCACAUUAACUACCUUUAUCCAAGUUUUGGAAAUCCGUGAACCAGUAGCCUCAGUUGGAGUUAUUUCCUUUUCAGCUUUUGUGACGAAAGGCACCGGAAUCAAAGCAAGUAAUGUGAUCCACGUAAACGGUCCCGUGUGGAACUCCGCCCGCUCUGCCGACUGCAUCAGUGAUCUGAGAAAGACCAUACAGAAUUGUCUCACCACCGCCGGGAAGGCCAAUUUCGAGUCGAUUGCUCUACCCUCCAUAGGUAGUGGAAGAGCCAAUUUCCCCAAGAGUCUGGCAGCUGAGACCAUUGUGAGUGCGAUUAAGACCUACCUCGACCAGGGCAAGACGUCACUAACUGAUGUGCGUUUCGUGCUCUUUGACCAGGCCUCCAUUGACGCCUACAUUUAUGAGCUAAAUCGUACGACCUGA
Echinococcus granulosus is the source of this 1092-nucleotide messenger RNA. Its product is annotated as Core histone macro-H2A.1. The record is from RefSeq and is a predicted model, not a curated record. Gene Ontology annotation, molecular function: protein heterodimerization activity; structural constituent of chromatin; DNA binding. Gene Ontology annotation, cellular component: nucleosome. The transcript is spliced from 7 exons. Bases 1 to 1092 code for a protein of 363 amino acids. Lineage: Eukaryota; Metazoa; Platyhelminthes; Cestoda; Cyclophyllidea; Taeniidae.